UGCCUACUUCCAUUCAUUGCUUUUCUCUUUCACCAGACUCUUAGCUGUCUGUGGAGAAAACAUUGUACCUUCUCAUCCUCCAGCGAAACCCUCAACUUCAGGAAACAUGCGUGAGUGCAUCUCUGUACACAUAGGACAAGCUGGUGCCCAGAUUGGUAAUGCCUGCUGGGAACUCUACUGUCUGGAACAUGGGAUACAGCCGGAUGGACAGAUGCCCAGUGACAAGACCAUUGGAGGAGGAGAUUAUUCUUUCAACACGUUUUUCAGUGAGACUGGAGCUGGAAAGCAUGUCCCCAGGGCUGUUUUUGUAGACCUCGAGCCCACUGUCAUUGAUGAAGUGCGCACUGGAAACUACCGUCAGCUGUUUCACCCUGAGCAGCUAAUCACUGGUAAGGAGGAUGCUGCCAACAACUAUGCCCGUGGACACUACACCAUUGGAAAAGAGAUUAUCGACCUUGUUAUGGACAGGAUCCGCAGACUGUCUGAUCAGUGUACAGGCCUUCAGGGCUUCCUGGUUUUCCAUAGCUUUGGUGGAGGAACUGGCUCUGGAUUUACUUCCCUGCUUAUGGAACGUCUCUCUAUGGACUAUGGCAAGAAGUCCAAAUUAGAGUUUUCUAUCUACCCAGCCCCUCAGGUGUCAACUGCUGUGGUGGAGCCGUACAACUCUGUCUUGACCACCCACACCACCUUGGAGCACUCUGACUGUGCCUUUAUGGUGGACAAUGAGGCAAUCUAUGAUAUCUGCCGCAGAAACCUUGACAUCGGGCGCCCCACUUACACCAAUCUGAAUAGGCUUAUUAGCCAGGUUGUGUCCUCCAUUACAGCCUCUCUUCGUUUUGAAGGAUCCCUGAAUGUAGAUCUGACAGAGUUUCAGACCAACUUGGUGCCGUAUCCUCGCAUCCACUUCCCUCUGGCCACAUAUGCCCCAGUGAUCUCUGCCGAGAAGGCGUAUCACGAGCAGCUCACUGUGGCUGAGAUCUCAAACUCUUGCUUUGAGCCUGCCAACCAGAUGGUGAAAUGUGACCCCCGCCUUGGCAAGUACAUGGCUUGCUGUCUUCUGUACCGCGGUGACGUUGUGCCCAAAGAUGUAAAUGCGGCCAUUGCCUCAAUUAAAACCAAGCGAUCUAUCCAGUUUGUUGACUGGUGUCCAACUGGUUUCAAGGUGGGUAUCAACUACCAGCCACCCACUGAGGUUCCUGGGGGAGAUCUGGCCAAGAUGCAGAGGGCUGUGUGCAUGCUGAGCAACACCACGGCUAUAGCAGAGGCCUGGGCUCGACUUGACCACAAGUUUGACCUGAUGUACACCAAGCGGGCCUUUGUUCACUGGUAUGUGGGAGAAGGGAUGGAAGAGGGUGAAUUUUCUGAAGCCAGGGAGGAUAUGGCUGCUCUGGAGAGGGAUUAUGAGGAGGUUGGAGCUGAUAGCUUUGAAGAGGAAGAUGAAGGGGAAGAAUAUUAAACAGACAUGCAGACUUUGCUUAAUGUUUUGGCCUUUAUUGCACAACUCUACUUUACUUGAAUAAGUUAUUAAAUAAAGACCACCAUUUGUCAUAACACAGGCAGAAUAAAAUCUAAUAUUACUUUAAUCUAACCAAGACAUUUGUUGUCCAUUUAAGAAAAGGACAAUUUCUAGAAGAAGAGUCUGACUUUUUUUCAUUUAACUUUUUUCUUUUAGUUAUUUUGUUGUUUGUCAAAAAAGAAGGAAAUUGUUGAUGAAACCUGAAACCUUCAAAUGUUUUAAAAAGUAGCCAGUAGUUGUUUGACCUCUUUAAGAUUAUCAGCAUGAUAUUACAUUUACCUAUUUGUUUUAGUGAUUUAAAUAAAGGAAUCUGUGGAAAAAAUGGGAAAUGUAAACAUUUUAAAAGUUUGAAAUAAAAAGUUCCCUAAAGACCCUCCUGUAUUCAUCCUUAAUUUAGUCUACAUUUAAGCCAUUUUAAUACUUUGACCUUUGAAUAAUCAAUAGAUAAUGACUUACUAUUAUAAUAUUAAUACAAUCAAACAAGACAACUUAUUUGUAUGUCUUCUCUGUUUUGUUUUGGAUGAUUUUGUUUCAUGAUAAGUCUCUGAGGUUGAGGAAUUUGUCUUGCCAACCCUUAAUCUUAAGCUCCUCCCACUGAAUCUCCUUCAAAUGCAAAACAACACACUGGCUGGGUCAUCCAAAAACAUUGCAAUCACCUCAAGUCAGAAAAACAUUUUGAUAACAAUGAAAUAUGGUUGAGAAUCUAAUAAAACAGUUUGAAUUAAUUG
Cyprinodon tularosa is the source of this 2244-nucleotide messenger RNA. Its product is annotated as tubulin alpha-1C chain-like. Gene Ontology annotation, molecular function: structural constituent of cytoskeleton; GTP binding. NCBI's taxonomy places the organism in Eukaryota, Metazoa, Chordata, Actinopteri, Cyprinodontiformes, Cyprinodontidae. Bases 107 to 1456 code for a protein of 449 amino acids. The transcript is spliced from 4 exons. Gene Ontology annotation, biological process: mitotic cell cycle; microtubule cytoskeleton organization. The record is from RefSeq and is a predicted model, not a curated record. Gene Ontology annotation, cellular component: microtubule; cytoplasm.